Messenger RNA from Doryrhamphus excisus (bluestripe pipefish), 9019 nucleotides. RefSeq names its product disabled homolog 2-interacting protein-like. Lineage: Eukaryota; Metazoa; Chordata; Actinopteri; Syngnathiformes; Syngnathidae. The record is from RefSeq and is a predicted model, not a curated record. Gene Ontology annotation, biological process: regulation of GTPase activity.
UAGGUCAGGAAAGGAAUGAUGAUGAAGCCUGACCGAAUUGUGAGUUGGGGAAGCAGAAUGAGAAAGAGGAAGUCAAUAAGACAAGUGACAAAGCAAAAAAAAAAAAAGAUAUUUGAAGGUACGGAGGCGUUAUUGCGUCGCGUCUGUGUUCAGCAUGACAGGAGCAGUUAUGCAACAGCCUUGUAUGAUCAUGCCGCUUCUUUUGACCGACUGCAUUUAAGAACAGUCCUCGUAUCAUCCAUCCCGCUCCAUCGUAGCGCGUAUCUGUGAUGCGUGUUAAUUCCUCUUAGAGCCGAUGAUGUGGAGCAGAGCACUGGAUCGGAUGCAUGCAGCAAAGCGAGGCAGUGCUGCGCUUGACUAGGGGGUCAAUAGGUCGUAACCACUGGCGGUUGUGAGGGGGCGGGGAGAACUAACCACUCUGGACGACAUGGCGGAUGCUGGAAUAUUUACAACCAGGUUGGCCCCGCGUGGAAACCAUGGAAAAACAUUGAAAAUUAUUCCGGCACCCGGCAGCACAUAUGUUCCCAAUGGGCCUUCGUUUGGUGCUGCCAAUCACGGUCUCCUCGCACUGGAAGUGCACGGGAACAGGCAACCCAACUCUCCAAACUUCCGCACACGUUAACAGCGACUUCGCUAAUCUCCGCCUUAAUGUGUAUUCCUGUAAUCCUUACGAAACCGGGACGGCUUUACAUGCUCUCCACGCAUGAGGCGGAUCCUUUAACAUCUGCUCAGCAGAUAUCGACAAAGUGGCACAAGAUCUCAUUGAUCAGGCUCUUCCGGGAGAGGAAUUGAACACCAGCUUUGCAAUCACUAGUGAUUGGGUCCUCAUAGAAGGUAUCGAUAGGGACACAGAUUGGGUGAUUUCCUUUCUGUCCUCCAAUCACGUGGCCUACUUAGUAGUAUUAAAUGUCGUCUUUGUGUGCAGUUGAACUGUAACUCUACCAAAGGCAGGAGAAGGAUGAAACUAACACGUUAUUGACUUUAUUGACUUAUGGGGGUUUGACAUGUGCAAUGGUUCCAGUUCAGUCAGUUUUGUUGGGCUUUUAAAUGUGAUGGAACCAACGUCAUCUUCUUUUGAUUAUCUCCCGACAAGCUCGCAUCCAUUUGCAUCUCUCCUGUAAUGAGCACGGCAUCUUCUUGUCGGAUUGCCCUGACCGUUGUUUUCUCUCCCGUUUCCCUGCCUCUCAUACAUCUCCGAUACUCCAGGUGAUAUACUUUAUGCGUGAGAGAGAGCAGCCAGGUUAUGUACAGCAUCAGUAACCUCCGUGCAGGCAGGUGGUGAGUCACUAAAUAGGUUUGUCUUUUUCCCGGGCCCCCCCCUUAGGGACGACCUCUUUCCACUGACCCCAUCUUGGCACUGCUGCAUGUGCACACAUACCAGCCUACACACUCUUUGGCAUGAGGAUCUCUUACAGAGUUGCAGUACAAAUAUAUUCAGUCUGCUUUGAACACGUUAACACCCAUUGCUGAGGCUGCUCCUUUUUUGGGGGGGGGGAUUGAGUCCAUUCAGGUUUUCAGGCCACAAUGAUAUUGAUGCGUUUCUGCGACAAAAUAAGCUAUAACAGCUACAAUAUCCAGACUCGUGUUACAUCGUGGAGCAGCUGCACUCCAAACAAUCCUGUGAGAUAUGACAUCAUCAGCACCAGGACUGGAAUGAGGAAAUCCCCCGCAGGACUCUGCCUUGCCUCCGUAGUUAACCUUUAACCAGCCGCUCUCUUGAAAGCACGUCUCACUUACUGAACGCCUGCGAUAAGACAAAGUGUAAUUUGCCGUGCAUCAAAACUCCUUCUUGACAUGAAAUGGCUAUGGAGUCGGCACCGUGGGUGCAACUGGUCCACGUGGAAUUCCAUGUUAAACAUUUAUUGUAGAGCGCUUUAGUUGUCUGAGCGGUGGCAGCAUCAGUCUAUCCUGACCACAUCGUUCGCCACUAUGUUGUAUGUCUGGAACCCCCCCCCCCUCACACCCCACAGACUGGGUGCCUGUUUCCUGCCACAGCGGAACAGGGAGGGACUUCCUGCCUGCCGACUCACACUCCAUAUAUGUCCUUCAGAGAUGUGAUGAUGGCAAGGCAACGUAAUCUUGUUUGCUAUGUUCGAGAAUAACAGCCAUUCCGGGUAGCGUUUGUCAGAGAACAUGAAGCAGUCCGACUAUUGGAAUCAGCUAUCUGGGCCAUGUUGGAUUGUUUAUUAUUCAUAGAUGUAUUUAUGCAUGCUGGUAAUUUGAGGUUUUGCGUAACUUCAAAGGCAAAUAUGUAGAGCAGGGGUUGCCAACUCGGCGAUCGCGAUCCACUAGUCCAUCUUUGGGACUUUUUUUGGGACGCUCCAGGAGGGUUCGACGUUAAAUGACAUCACACCGGUCCUCGUUCACUUCAAGAGUUGAAUGUUUUGUGCUUAAAAAAGCAAAGAGCGCCUUUCCUACCCCGGACUUCUUCAUCUGCUGAUGCUAUUGAGCCAACACAAUAAAACACAAAUCAAUGACCAAGUCAUUAAAGACCUUUGCCAUGUUUGAUCCCUGCUUGUGUUUUGGGGUGCAAGUUUUAUUUUUCCGGCAGGAGCCUAGAGCCUACGUCGGCCAUGUUGACAGCGUGGAGCGCUGUCUUUUUAAAUGCGAUGUGGAGAGGAGUGUGUUGGUAGCAACACACAUCCUUUGGGAGCGCCGUGCUCAGAGGACAGACGCUCCGGUCGCGUUCCCAGGACUCCCGAAAUGGUCGGCAAAACACGGAAAACAUCUGCUUUUGAGGAAUGCGAGCCCGAGUGAAGCCACGCGUUGGUCCUGGAGAGACUCCGCCGCACCAUGUUUCAUUUAUUCAUCAGGUCAUCACAUCUGAUGCCAAGGCUGAAGGAGUCUCGCUCCCAUGAGUCACUGCUCAGUCCCAGCAGCGCUGUGGAAGCCCUGGACUUAAGCAUGGAGGACGAGGUCAUCAUCAAGCCCGUUCACAGCAGCAUCCUCGGGCAGGACUACUGCUUUGAGGUGACGACCUCCUCGGGAAGCAAGUGCUUUUCCUGCCGCUCAUCGGCCGAGAGGGACAAAUGGAUGGAGAACCUGAGGAGGGCGGUCCAGCCAAACAAGGACAACAGCCGGCGAGUGGAGAACAUGCUGCGGCUGUGGAUCAUCGAAGCCAAGGACAUCCCAGCCAAGAAGAAAUACUUCUGCGAGCUGUGCUUGGACGACUCGCUGUACGCCCGCACCACCUGCAAGCUCAAGACGGACAACGUCUUCUGGGGGGAGCACUUUGACUUCAACAACCUGCCGGCGGUGCAUAGCAUCACGGCCCACCUCUACAAAGACAGCGACAAGAAGAAAAAGAAGGACAAGAACAAUUACAUCGGACUCGUCAACAUCCCAGUGGCGGCGGUCACCGGCCGGCAGUUUGUGGAGAAGUGGUACCCGGUGAGCACGCCCAAUCCCCCCAAGGGCAAGACGUCAGGACCUAUGAUCCGGAUCAAGGCCCGCUACCAGAGCAUGAGCAUCCUGCCCAUGGAGAUGUACAAGGAGUUUGCAGAGUACACCACCAACAACUACAUGCUCCUAUGCUCCGUGCUGGAGCCUGGGAUUAGCGUCAAGAACAAAGAGGAGAUGGCGUGCGCGCUGGUGCACAUUCUGCAGAGCACCGGCAAAGCCAAAGACUUCCUCACGGACCUGAUGAUGUCGGAAGUGGACCGCUGCGGGGAGAAUGAGCAUCUGAUCUUUAGGGAGAACACGCUCGCCACCAAGGCCAUCGAGGAAUACCUUAAGCUUGUGGGACAGAAGUACCUGCAAGAUGCUCUCGGUGAGUUCAUCAAGGCUCUGUAUGAGUCUGAUGAAAAUUGCGAGGUGGACCCUUCCAAAUGUUCCUCAGGAGACCUUCCGGAGCACCAGAGCAACCUGAAAAUGUGCUGCGAGUUGGCCUUCUGCAAAAUCAUCAACUCCUACUGUGUUUUCCCUCGAGAGCUGAAAGAGGUGUUUGCGUCGUGGAGGCAGGAAUGCAGUAACCGGGGUCGACCGGACAUCAGUGAGCGCUUGAUCAGUGCCUCCCUCUUCCUGCGCUUCCUGUGUCCAGCCAUCAUGUCGCCCUCGCUCUUCAACUUGAUGCAGGAGUACCCUGACGAUCGCACGGCACGGACGCUGACGCUCAUCGCCAAGGUCACGCAAAAUCUGGCCAACUUCACCAAGUUUGGUAACAAGGAAGAGUAUAUGUCCUUCAUGAACCAGUUCCUGGAGCACGAGUGGACCAACAUGCAACGCUUCCUGUUGGAGAUCUCAAAUCCGGAGACCAUCUCUAACACAGCAGGCUUUGAGGGCUACAUUGACCUGGGCCGGGAACUGUCCACCCUGCACUCUCUCCUCUCGGAGGUGGUGUCCCAGAUGGACCAGAGUGCCACCUCAAAGCUGGGACCUUUGCCAAGGAUUCUGCGGGAGGUGACCACGGCGCUGACCAACCCCGCCAGCAUCCAGGUGAUGCCCGGGCAGUCGAUGCAGCAGGGGGGCUCACCACCAGCCGAGGCGAGCUGCAGCAUCUCCACUGGGCUGCAGAAGAUGGUCAUCGACAACGACAUCACGGGAUUGGUUGAUUUCACACGGCUGCCGUCCCCCACCCCAGAAAACAAAGACCUAUUUUUUGUGACGAGGAGCACAGGGAUCCAGCCUUCCCCAGCACGGAGCUCAAGCUACUCUGAAACCAACGAGCCAGAGCUGGGCAUGGCCAAUGGAAGCAAGAGUCUGUCCAUGGUGGACCUGCAAGACCCCCGCAGUAUGGAAGUUGGUCAAGGUCCUGGAACCCCUGAUAACCACCUAGCUGAAGUUCCGGCCUCAGUGGGAGGCUGGGCUGGCAGGGUCCCACAGUGCAACAUCCCAGGUGGUCCAACCUUGAGGAGGCCCGGACAGACCCCGACCACGCCAAACACGGACAGCGCUCCGGGUCGACCUGCCCAGCUACUUGCACCCUUGUCCUUCCAGAAUCCAGUUUACCAGAUGGCCACCUGCUUGCCCGUGUCCCCGCGGGGUAUGACCGACUCAGGCUCAGAGUGCCACAGUUCAGUCAGUUCCCAUAGCAACAAUGAGGACGGACCACCAGGUGGGAAGCAUUCCUUCUUGAACCAUGGCGGCGGCGGGAGUAGUAGCGACGAAUAUACCAGGCGCUCUGGUGAGUUCAACCGCCGACAGCUCUCGCUCAACGAGGCGCAGCACCAGCCCACCGUCCCCCGACAAAACAGUGCCGGCCCCCAGCGGAGGAUAGAUCAACCUCCUCCGCAGAGCAUCACGCGGGGUCGCACACCUCCUAAUCUGCUCAACAGCGGAGCCUAUCCCAGGCCCGGCUCUGGCAGCAUGAUGACAUCGUCCCCGGACUGGCCAGUCAGCGGCGCUCGUUUACGUCAACAGUCGUCAUCGUCUAAAGGGGACAGUCCUGAGACCAAGCAGAGGGCUCAGCAUAAACAGGCCCCUUCCCCAGUGAACCCCAGUGCGCUGGACCGCACAGCAGCCUGGCUAUUGAAUAUGAAUAUGCAGUAUUUAGACCAUGAGGGGAUGGAGCACGACUCACUGAGACACAGAGAGGAUCUGACACAGGUACAGAAGUACCAGCAGGAGAUCGCUCUGCUGCAGGAGAAACUGCGGGCGUCUGUGCAGAAGCUGGAGGAAUACGAGGCCCGUCUUAAAGGCCAGGAUGAGCAAGCCCAGAAGGUGCUGAUGGAGUACCAGGCCAGGCUGGAGGAGUCGGAGGAGCGCUUGCGCCGGCAGCAGGAUGACAAGGACCUCCAGAUGAAGGGCAUCAUCAGCAGGUUAAUGUCGGUGGAGGAGGAGCUAAAGAAAGAUCACUCGGAUAUGCAGGCAGUGGUGGACUCCAAGCAGAAAAUCAUUGACGCACAGGAGAAGCGCAUUGCUUCGCUGGAUGCCGCCAACGCCCGUCUAAUGAGCGCCCUGACCCAGCUGAAAGAGCGCUACAGCACGCAGUCGCGCAACGGCAUCUCACCGACCAACCCCACCAAACUGCAGAUCACCGAGAACGGAGAGUUCCGGAACAGCAGUAACUGCUAGAGACAUGAACCCUACGACGGUGAAGACAGAACCCAGAUUGGAAAACUCAGUGGGAAUGUUAUUUUAACAAGGACAGCGCUGGUGGAAGACAUUUCCACAUUUUGUGCGCAGUACGCGAGUGCCGAUUGCAGGACGCAAGAGGCGAGACCUGAGCUCGAGGGACAGAGCACCGGACGGCCUUCGUUGGGAGGGCGGGUCGGAGCUUGUACAUAUGAACUAUCCACCCAACAUGUUUCCAUUGGAUGUAUGAGGCUGCUGGGAUAACGGAUGGAGCCGCCUGGGAUGAACCACUAUGUGGCGUGAGGACUCCUCGACAACCACUCAGAAACAUUGCAGAAUCACUGUUGAGGAUAAAUAACUAGUGCUUUACCUUAAAGUCCAUGUUUAUAGACAACCAAAUAGGAACUAAAAAUCCUGAUAUUUUUAGUCCAAAACCAACCUCUUCGAUCAGCCCUUGGGCGUGCUGUUAAGCGUCCCGGGUGACCUCCCCCAGCCCCGAACCCCCAUGUAGUGCACUUUGUGAAAGCUAUUGGUACAUGAAACGCCUUAAGCUAGGAUCGCAACUUUAUUCCACAGCUCGGCUAUUUCUUGCAAAGAAAAAAAAAGACAAAAAGGCACAAUUAUAUGCUGUGGAUUUGUAAAGGAUAGAGCUUGUACAAACGUAUAUGUAUUAUGAAAGUAAAUCAGAUUUAUGUGCUACUUUAUUGAUGCAAUUUAAUAUAGAUGUAUGCGUUUCCAUUUUGCUUCUAGAGUAUACACACACAUACCUAUAUUUGAUAAUUUCAAAUAUAAGAGCAGACUUGUAUUUAGGAGUUUUAUUUUUCUUCUUAAAAGAUGAAUAACGGGAGAUGGGAGGAAAACGCAACCUGGAAGCACCGGCGCCGCUUCCUUUAGAAUCUGAUUACAGUUGAUCAAGUUUCCUGUUCUUGGCGCAGUUCUGAGAAGGAUCUCAAGAUAGUCUUGGAUCUGAGUCCGGGUCACGUGUACUUUUCUUGCGCAAGUAGCUGGAGAUGUGAGGGAUGUGUUUGACACGCUAUACACUGGAUUUGGCGAGCAGCGGCUGUAAAGGACCUUUGUUACGAAUUCUCUCCCAUGUUGGUGAUGAUUUUAGGUCCAAAACGUGACUUGGUUGAAGCAGAAUCUGCUCUGUGGGUUUUUUGUCCUGUCCUAACGCUUCUCCUGGACCUUCCCGAAAAUCCUAACCUACUAGAAAACCUAAGCCCAGCAUUAAACUCCGACUGCCACACCACUUUUCGCCAUACUACACUAAAAACCAACCCUUUCCUUAAUUCCUAAUACUAAUAUCCUAGGAAAUGUAACCGAAAGAUUCUCUCAAUACUGAAUCCCAACACUGACUCCCUGAGCCCACCACCCUUACCUUUACCCACCCCCCAACACUAAACUACUAAAUCCUACCCUACCGGCAUAAACCUUAACCUUAUCCCAACUAAUGACUAUCCUACUCGAAAAUAUAACCCCUUCCCUAAAACCAAAUUCUUAUCUAUACCCUUACACUGCUUCCUGAAACUAAUUCCCUGUAUUGUACCCUACCCUAAGACCCAAACCGAACCCAACUCUAAUCUUACACUCCUACCUUAAACCUCCCUGAAGAUCCUUUCCCCACACAACUCUAAAACCAAGACCUCAAUCCCAACACUACCCCGACACAGAUUCUCGACACCCUACCACCCUUACCAGUACCCAUGAUUCUUCUGAAUGUGAAGCCACUAGCAAGUCCUGCUAAACUAAUUUUGGAUCCUAUUUGCCUUCCUUACCAGUGGUAGCUAUUGUUUUUGUUACCAAUCAGGAAGUAAUGCAAAAAGAGAUAUGAGUCAAUAUAUAUGAGUGAUUCUGGACAGUCUGGUCUAGUGUAAAUAAAAAGCUGACACUAUUUUUUACCUAAAGUUGACAGAGCUUUUUGUAAACGUACCUCGUCGCUCGCCGCUCGCUCCAACUCUGCUGUAUCGUCAUGGGUGUUUGUAAAUACAAACUAGCUCCUCGGUUGUAAACCCGUCACCCAUUCAGUGUUCUUCCCCCCUCGUUAUGGCGAAGUUUUUACUGUGCGAUCGCGAGCCAAACAACACAUUACGCAAACAGGUGAGAGUCUUGGCCGGUUUAGUUCAGUCUCGACGAGACUGGCGAGCACAAUCCUGAAUUUCUCAUCAGUUAAUGUCUAUGCACUUUUAUGUUAAAUGGCUGUUUGAUUAGUUUGUUUUAUUGUUGUUUUUACGCAGCACCUAUGUCAAAUUGUAUCUGAUGACAUCUGAAAAAAAGAUUUCACACAGAAUCAAAAACAUUCUAACACUAAAAUGAAGACUAUGCAGCUUUGAAGUCUUUUUUGAUUUACUUCUCCUAAACAAAGCCUCAUAAUUAUGGCAUCCCUCGCAAUGUUUAGCUAGCAGGAAUCCAAUACGGAUCAAGUUCAUAAAGGUAUGGAAAAAACAUAAUAAGUUAAUAAGUCAUUAACAACCAGCUACUUCCCUGAUUUUACCAGUUCAAGUUUCUUGUUUGUUAGGUUUUUUUAUAUUAUCAUUAUGAACCUUUGUGGGGCCCCGUACUAAGAUUCCGGUACGUUAGCUACUCCCGCCUGUGAUGGUAAAACUAGCUCUUAGGCUAACUUUUUAGCUAAGUGGCCAAAAAAAAGUUGCAGUCUCUCUUUACGACUGUUGCGAAUGUUACUUGUGCUCCCGUACAUUAAAACACUCUUUAACAUUGUCUAGCCCGCUAUGCUAACGCCGUAGAAUCUUUCCGAGUUUACAGGACGAGCUCAAGCAGAAGAUAAAUCAGCUAUAAAUACAGCAAAAAAUAAAAUAAAAAAGAUGUAUGUUUUCUAUGAACUUGUAGAAAAUACUUUUUGUAAGUAUGUUGAAAGUCUAUAAAGUAUUUGUUGCAUUAACGACCGUGACAAAACAAUAAUGUACAGAGGAACUUGUGUUGUCAACAUGUGGCCGUGCAAUUUAUGUACAUUUGCAACAAGACCUAUUAAAGUUUUAUUUAGCUAUUUUCA